GGCCAGAUGGCAAAACCUUUCCAGCUGGGGCCAACUAGGAAGAAAGGAGAUCAAAUUGGGAACUUGGCAUCCUUGAGAGCAGCAGUUCUCAGCAAGCAGUUUUAAAAUGGAUGCAUCUUGGCUUACUGUUAGUCCCCCUGCAAAGGAGCUGAGAUGGGGGAUGUCACAGAGGAAGGGUGGAAAAGAAGCAUCAGAAAUGAAAGCCUGUCACAGCUAUGGUCUCAUUGACAAACAGGAACUGAGGGGCUGAUUUCCACAGCCGGCACUUGGCGCUCUCGAGGACAUCCCCACUCCACAUCUGUCCCUUCUCAUCCCAUCCGGACGCUUGGCGCCAAGCCAGAGAGUUCCCAAUGCCUAAGAAUAGCAAAGUGACGCAGCGGGAACACAGUAAUGAGCAUGUCACUGAGUCUGUGGCUGACCUGUUGGCCCAUGAGGAGCCUGUGGACUACAAGCGCAGUGUCUUAAAUGUGGCUGGAGAGACCUGGGACAAGCAGAAGGAUGCUGAGGAGGACCUGGACUCUGAGAACCGGCCAGCGUGGAACAGCAAGCUGCAAUACAUCCUUGCACAGAUUGGCUACUCAGUGGGGCUGGGGAACGUCUGGCGGUUUCCAUAUCUGUGUCAAAAAAAUGGAGGAGGUGCCUAUCUGGUCCCGUACCUAGUGCUGCUCAUCAUCAUUGGGCUCCCUCUCUUCUUCCUGGAGCUGGCCGUGGGUCAGAGAAUCCGCCGGGGCAGCAUUGGAGUGUGGAACUACGUCUGCCCACGCCUGGGGGGCAUUGGAUUUGCCAGCUGUCUAGUCUGUCUUUUUGUUGGUCUCUACUACAACGUGAUCAUUGGAUGGAGCAUCUUCUACUUCUUUAAAUCCUUUCAGUAUCCCCUGCCCUGGAAUGAAUGCCCCAUCAUUAACAAUGGCACAACGGCCAUUGUGGAGGCAGAAUGUGAAAAGAGCUCGGCUACCACUUACUUCUGGUACCGGGAGGCCCUGGACAUUUCCAACUCCAUCUCGGAGAGUGGGGGGCUUAACUGGAAGAUGACUGUGUGCCUGUUGACAGCCUGGAGUAUCGUGUGCUUGGCCAUGAUUAAAGGAAUCCAGUCUUCAGGGAAGGUGCUGUACUUUAGCUCCCUCUUCCCUUAUGUGGUGCUGGUUUGCUUCCUGGUGCGGGGACUGCUGCUGAGGGGAGCCAUAGAUGGGAUCCUGCAUAUGUUCACUCCAAAGCUUGACAAGAUGCUGGAUCCCCAGGUAUGGCGAGAGGCAGCCACACAGGUCUUCUUCGCCCUGGGCUUGGGCUUUGGAGGAGUCAUCGCGUUCUCCAGCUACAACAAACAGGACAAUAACUGCCACUUCGAUGCUGUGCUUGUCUCCUUCAUCAACUUCUUCACCUCCGUGCUGGCCACCCUGGUGGUCUUUGCUGUCCUGGGGUUCAAGGCUAACAUCAUGAAUGAGAAAUGUGUGGUGGAGAAUGCUGAGAAGAUCCUGGGCUACCUGAACACCAAGGUCCUGAGCCAUGACCUCAUCCCGCCCCAUGUGAACUUCUCCCAUCUCACAGCCAAGGACUACAGCGAGAUGUACAAGGUGAUCAUGACGGUGAAGGAGAAUCACUUCAAGGAGCUGAGCUUGGAUGCCUGCUUGCUGGAAGAUGAGCUCAACAAGUCAGUGCAAGGAACAGGUUUGGCCUUUAUUGCCUUCACUGAAGCAAUGACUCACUUCCCUGCAUCUCCUUUCUGGUCUGUGAUGUUCUUCUUGAUGCUGAUCAACCUGGGGCUGGGCAGCAUGAUUGGGACCAUGGCAGGCAUCAGCACCCCCAUCAUUGACACCUUCAAGGUGCGGAAGGAAGCUUUUACAGUUGGCUGUUGCAUCUUUGCCUUCCUGGUGGGCCUCAUCUUCGUGCAGCGCUCAGGGAACUACUUUGUCACCAUGUUUGAUGACUACUCUGCCACACUCCCACUCACUGUUGUGGUAAUCCUGGAGAAUAUUGCUGUGGCCUGGAUUUACGGCACCAAAAAAUUCAUGCAGGAGCUGACAGAGAUGCUGGGCUUCCGCCCAUCCCGGUUCUACUACUACACCUGGAAAUACAUCUCUCCCAUCUGCAUGGCUGUGCUCAUGACUGCCAGCAUCAUCCAGCUGGGAGUCAACCCUCCAGGAUACAGUGCUUGGAUCAAAGAAGAGGCUUCAGAGAAGUUCCUCUAUUACCCAACAUGGGCUAUGGCCAUCCUCAUCUCUCUGAUCAUCCUGGCUACUCUCCCACUGCCAGUGGUCUUCAUCCUCCGCCAGUUCCACCUGGUGUCGGAUGGCUCGAAUGCCCUUUCUGUCACCUACAAAAAGGGCCGGAUGAUGAAGGACAUUUCCAACUUGGAAGAUAACGACGAGACCCGCUUCAUCUUGAGCAAAGUGCCCAGUGAGACCCCCUCCCCAAUGCCCACACACCGGUCCUACCUGGGCCCAGGGAGCUCUUCCCCGAUGGAGAUGAACAGCACACCAAACGGACGCUAUGGAAGCGGGUACCACUUGGCCAGCACUCCUGAAUCUGAACUGUAAUGACCGCCCACCACCCUCCCAAACAGAGCCCUGGAGAGGAGGUCCCCAGGAGCUGAUCCUGACCCCGAGGGCACUGAUAAAAGAAACCCAUCUUCGAAUUUUAACCAGUAAGCAGCCAUUUCCAGGGAUGACAUCGUAAAGGGAUUGUGGGAGGGAGCGGGACUUCCCUCCUGGCAACCUCCAGUCAAACAGCAGGAUGCCUUCCCGGCUGCCCUUGUGAAUAGAAAAGAAAAUGAAACAAGACACUGCAAUAAAUUUUAUAGGGAUGUUCCUACAGAGAUGCCUCCUGGAACAAGUCAAGAAUCUCUUUAUUUUCAAGCACCUGAUGGUUGGAAAAGGGACACACAAUAAGGUGACAGCCAAAGAAGUUUCCUCUUCUAGCCUGGAUCUGUUCCCCCUCCGUUCAUUUUCCUUUAGGUAGGAGACGUGACAGCCUUAUUCCAGUGAGCACAUCUAGCCAUUAAUGUUCAUACCACGAUGAAGAGCCAGUUCCCUCCAGGUUUGUGUUGCUGUUGUGUCUCUUGUGCUUUAAUAGCUCUGGAGACGCCCAAAGCCUAGCAUCCGUGGAUGUUUCUUACCAUGCAGGACUAAGGUGUAUCCCAAGUAGGCAAAAAUGCUUUGUAGCCAGUGACAGAGCCUGGCUAAUCUUUGGGUGUCCAUCCACUGCGUUGCUACUGAUGCCAGUACAACAUACAAUGGGAUUGUGUCAAUGAAUAACUUUGAGAUGAGGCUUCAAGUUAGCAUGCCCAUUUACAAUGCAGUGUUACUCUUCCAAAUGGCAAAAGCAGCACAAGACCUCAGAUGGAUUCAGGUGCGUGAGCAUGUGCCAUGUGUGCAGGCCAGAAUCUGAACAGAGUUACCACAGGGUAGAUCCACAGUGAUCUCCUUUGAAAUUGCAGGGUUCACACUGGAGUCGCUCCUGAUAUGCAGCAUAUAACUGUGUGCAGGUUCCAGCCCCAUGACUUCUAUUUUCAAUGCACUGUGUGAAAGAGAGCACUGGGAGAGUGGUGAAUAGAUUCCCCUUGCUAGACUGGCUGGAUGCUCUGCAGGGACAGGUAGCAAAACUGGGGCUAUUGGACUCCUGGUUUAGCUCUCAGGAACUAGAUAUUAUCAUUUGCCCAUGUCCUUGGGGUUAGCUGGAUAUAACUGAGGGCUGAAGGUGACCAUGUGCACCCAGCAUCUAUUUACAAGGCCCAGGUAUCCUCAGCCAAGGAUCCAAAUUCCUCCCUGGUAUAUUCACACACACAUCAGUGCCCUUAUGCCAGGGGUGUAUUUGGUUCUGGGGGCCAUGCCUUGUUUCAGGAAGAUGGAGCUUGGCAUCACAUGUUGUUGAGUCUCCUCUCAGUUAGCACUAGAUCUUCACAGCUCUGCUUGGCUUCUGUGCCUGACCAGCGGGUCUCUUGUUUGACCCAGUCCUGUCAUAACCAUCCAUGGGUUUUGGGACCUGUAUGAGAGUUAUGCUGGUACUCCCAGCUCCAUCUAAGAGGUUAGGACCUGGUCCAGGUAGAGGCAGGGAGCAUCACUACACCACAUCCAUUUGUGGGUGUCUGGAGGAGCUGUGAGUGUGACGGGUCCUGCUUCUCAUGUCCCUCUGGGGCAGGGGAAGAAGUUGUCAUCUCACAUAUUGCUACCAUCUGAGCAAUUUGCUGAGACCUUGCUCUUGCACUUAAAGCCAAUGCCAUAGACUCUCAUGCCGGGGCCCAGGCCACUGAUCUUAUUUUGACCUUGCAGAGGCUGAGAGACUGUAUCCCCUUUCUGCCUCUCCUUUUCCCUGUCCCAUCUCUCUUGGUUAAAUACAGGCAGGCUAAAGACUGGUAAAAAAAAUCUCUUGGGCCUUUUGUGCUAUUGGUUUCCAGGAGCAGCCUUUUCUCUUUCUGUCUCCAUCUCUGCAGCUUCCCUUAUGCAGCCAGCAAAGUUUUACAUACCAUAUUUUACUGGCAUAUCACAUGCACCUUUCCCCCAAAAAAUUAGCCUUCCAAAAUUGGGGUGCAUGUCUUGAGUGGGGAAGCUGAUUUUCUGCCCCAAAUAGAAGCACUUUGCUUUGAUUCCUGGUCCACCCAAAGUUUAAAAGCAACUUCCCAGCAGCAGCAGUGCCAUUUCUAUUGAGGCAGCCGAGGGAGUCUGUUGACUUAAUGGUUCCCUGCUUUUUACUCCACAGGUGCUAAUGACUGCCUCCUCUUUGCAAUGGACUUGAUUUUCCACUAAUCAAGCUAACUUUUCUUUUGGCAAUUUUGCUGUCUGCUAGCUGCUCCUGGUCUCUUGUGUCCUAUUUCACAGCUCUACAGACUGUUUUUACCUCCUUUCAAAUUUGUAGAUCUGCCCAUUGAGACCAGUCUUUAGCAGCAGCUACUGUUUCAUCUUCCAGCUGAGUAGGAAAGGAAGGGUGAGUGAGCUGAAGAUUAGGUUCCUCAUCUGAUCUGUGCGGCCAUAACUCUAGCAUUUUUUCCCUUCAUUCUCUCUCUCCCCCCCCCCCCAAAAGAAAAAAAAAGAUGCGUGUCUUUAUUUGGGGGCAUGUGGUAUAUAAGGAAAUACAGUAACCCCUUUUUUCUCCUUCUGCUGCAUCUGCUAACUGAGAUUUCUGCAAGUACUUUAACUCAGACCCUCAGUAGCCAUUUCACAGAUAGGCAAAAGGAGGCACAGACUUGGCAAAGGGUGCAGUGUGAAGCACUGGGAAGAGAACCUGUGGCAUCUGGGUCCCAACCAUUGGUCUGUGAACAGCAGGCCUCCGUGCCUCAGCCACUGAGAGCCUUUCAUGUGAGGUCGCAGCAUCCAGAGGGAAGGGUCGCACUCUUACAAUUUUUCUGAGUCAAAUUCAGUGAUGUCAUGCUUUAAUAUCCUUGCCCCAAUUUGGAAGGCAAUACUUCUGCAAGAAUGAGUGGUGGCAAACCCAAUAGCCCCUCUUCUGCCACUCUUACCUGUGCCCACCAUUCACGAUGGCCUCUUCAAUCCCAUUUUUAGUGGAAGUCUAGCCAGUUGGCUGCAGUGGGCAGCUGUUUACAGCAGAGCUGAAUGUAGGCUGCCUGGUGUGGCAUGUGGACCAAUUCUGAGCUGAGACUGGUUUGAUCCUGGCUACACUUCACACAUGCCAGGGGAGACGCUCCUGCUCAGCAUGGGUAUAGACAAGUUCUGCACUGGAUUCAGUGAGCCUGGUCCCCUACCAUGUUUCUCUGUUGACUUCAACUGAGUUAUUCCAGUUGACGCCAGCUGAGAAGCUGACCCCAGGGACCUGAGCCAUGUUCACUUUGCAUAUGCAGAUGGCCAAGGUGGUGCUAGUUUCCCAGUUUUGCCAGGUAUAGCCUAAGUUUGAUCUUCAUCACUCUGGUGAUGAUUCUUCCCUCACUCAUCCAAGAAGGUCCGUGAGGAGCAACUCUACUAUAAUCACUACCCUGGUCUAGUGUGGUCAAAGGAAAUCAGGGCCCAUGCUUUCCUUUUCAGUAGUUCACACCCUGGCUCCAGUGGGUUCCCACUAUACUAAUUCACCACUGGCAAAUGGGAGCCACUGAUUACAAUUACUUUACUUCUCCCAUUGUUCUUGAUACUUUCUAUCAUAUGAUAGGGCCACCACUGUGCUGAUUUAGCCCAGGAAGGGACCCGGGGAGGGCAGGAGGGAUCUCUCUCCUUUCACUGCAUUUUCCUAGCGUGAUUUAUUAAGUCACCAAGUCAGGUUGCCUAUUUGCUGUGUGUUAUUAAAGGUGAGCAUAGAUCCACUACAGGGUGGAUGUAGAAGUCUCCUGGUCCCUGUGUCCCUUAGCGUCUUGUUGGACACCAGCAGUCCUAAAAUGUAUCAGCCUUAGAUAAGAGCAGUGUGGCUACCUGGCUCUCCUUGGUGACCUUGGACUAGUCCCAUCUCUUUUUCUGUGCCUCAGUUUUCUGAUCUGUAAAAGUGAGCUAAUGAUCCAGCCCACCUUUGUAAGGCACUUGGAGGCUUUCUGCUGAAAAGUGCUUUAUACAAUGAAGUGUUAUCUAGUAAGGCAGCAUUUGGACCCCAGGUGGAGCAGACUGCUUUGUGGUUUCAUGGGAGCAUCAGUGCUUUGCACCAGCUGGGCUCUGUUCCCUAUUCUGCUAUUGUUUAUACUGGGAACAUCCCAUGGCCUUACCCUGUUAUCCCUGAUUGACACAAAGGAGAGGCAGGGGUAGAACUGGGCCCAUCACAAAAAGAAACCGAAUGGAUCCUGGGCCUUGAUUGAUUUGUAAAUGAAUUUUCUGAUCCCAAUACUUUGGGCAAAGGGAAGUGUCCUGGAAGGAAGCAGAGCCAGGGACUGUCUGAGAGGGUUGGAGAGAGCACAGCGGUGUUGCUGGUUGUGCAGUGGAGGCCUGUCUGCCUCCAGCCACCUUGGGAGCUGUGCAGACAGCUUCUGGGGGGAGAGUGAGGCAUGUGCAGCCAGGGUCAAAUCUGUUCUUCUUUUUCUCUAGUCUCCCCCCAUCUCCCUGCCCAUCUUCUCCUUCUGCCUCCAUCUGCUUGGGCUUUUCUUCCCCUCUCUACACAAGAGCAGAGGAGUCGCUCCACACCAUUACACCAUGUGUCCAUCUGGACCAGUCUCCCCUCUUCCAGAGUGGCCAGCACCAGCUAUUUCCAAGGGGGAAGGAGGGAUGUGAGGCAUCUCCUCAUGGUCAAUCAGGAAAUAACCUGCCCUGCUAAUUCCUGAUAUUUCUAAUUCUAUCUGUCUCUCUCUUCCCCCAGUGGGCCUUUCUCUGUGUGGACCCCAUCAUGGGGAUCCAGGCCAAGUAGGCCAGGGAUUAUCACAGAAGCACAAGCUUGAAGUCCAACAUAGAUGUCCCAGUGUGGACCUGCAUAUCUGCUAGGACAGAUCCCCAGUUGAUGUAAAAUCACAUAAUUCUAGAUGCUUUGAUGGGGGUUAUACCCAUUUAUUCCAGUUGGGGAUCUAGCCCAUAAUCUCUUGAACCAUGUUUUUGAGCCAGCAGUGAGUCUUUUCAUUUCCCCCUCCUUCUCUUGGUAGUUUGGAGGCAACGGUGAUAGACAAGUGAAGAAAAGCUAUAUUAUAUAUAUAGAAUAAUAACCUAUAGAUUCUAUUUCUAUUGUAUAUUUACUCUGUAAAUGUUGGUGUAAAUUCUGUUAAAUGACAAACUAUUCAAAAGUGACCCGUGAACUAUUUUCAUUCUCAGUGCUGUACAGAUCUAUUUUCAUUGUAUAUUUGAUAUAUUUAUAAUUUAACUUUUUUUUUUUAGUGUGUGAUUGGUGACUGUCCCCCUGCCAAGCUGCUCCCAGGAGUGGGGCUACAAGGGGGGCGCUGCCUUCAUUUAAUCUGUGGAAGUUCAGUAUUGCUUUGUGGCAUUUGCUAGGUAUUAGGUUCCAGGGUGGGAUUUAAGUGUUAGGUGCUGUUUGCAGUCUGUGUGUACGUGCGUGCGUGCGUUAGGGUUAGUACAUGCUACGUGUGUUUUGUAUGUGUUUUGUUAGGAUUGACUUUUGCUGUUCUUCAGUCACUUCAGGGUCUCUCUUUAGUUUCUGUUGGCCACCAAUGCAUUUGAUUUUAUAGCAAUGAAUGUGGCUGGGGGAGAAUUCAUGAAACUUGUCUGAUAGCUGUUCCCUCUGUCUGGCAGGGAGAGGGUUAACGCUAAUCCACUGCAGGGUUUUAUGCUGCCAGUCACUUUGCUGAGCUCUCAUAGACAUGAGGAGGAGCCAAUGCUAUGGUCACUGCGCACCUUCUUUCUUUGUAAUUACAAAAUAACAAUGUCACUGUACCUGCCACCCUCGGGGCUCCUGGUUCAUUCCCACCCUGACUUGCAUUGUUGGGAAGCUUCGGUGUCCUUGAUUUUAUCACAAGCAGCUGCUGAAUAGACCAGUAGGAGAGACAGCAAUGUGACACAUUAACCACUGUUAGCUAGGCUGAAACCCUCUACAAUUAGCACUGUGGGAUGGAGCCAUUAUUGAGGAUCAAGGACCAAUAUGGGUUAUUCUCAAAAGAUUCCCCCAUCUCUUUGUGGGAGCCCUUAGCUGCUACUUCACCAGCCUGCUUCAGUGAGGCUGGUUUAUUAUAGCACAGGAUGUAGACUAAGCAAGCACAACAGCCAGAAGGAAGCACUGACUUUCCAAGUCCUGUCCAGUCCAGCCCAGUUUGGGGCCACACAGCAGUGUCCCUGCUUGCACUCACAUCCCCUGGGUGCUGCAUGGAGUCUCUGCCCAGCCCUGGGAGCAAAGCCAGAUGAAUGAGUGCAUUUCAUAGAUCCCGGGCCAGCAGUCUGUCUUAAGACUGAAAAAACAAAAGGUCAGCACACGUCCCUGCCCCAGUGUUGUCAUAUCAUGCUCAGGGAACUGGAACAGCAGCCCAAGCCAGGAGGCAGUGAUGGGGAAAGGCCUUGCCUAGCAAUCACUGCAAGCUUAACUCGGCCUCCUCCUUGUGCACUGCAGCUGGCUUGGACAGUUGUAUUCAUCACACGUGAGCCCUUAGAUCAACUUGGGUGCAGGGGAAGGGGCAGCUGUAGCAGGUUGGUUCUGCCAUAGUAGAUGAGGUCCCGGUCCACAGAUGCAGACACCCCAUUGUUUUGCUGUUGCUCAGGAGAGGAUGCUUUGCACAGCUCAUCUAUAGGGGUGGAAUCGGAGGUCUCUGGCCUAAAAGCACCUGUCUCUACUGCAUAAGAUAGAAGCAGAACUAUCAGCAGGGGCUCAUAGGGAGAGUUUAACUGUCUUGAGAUAUGCUCAGGAUCUGAAUCCAGAUCCCUGGAUCACACCUGCAGCUGGUGGGAAGCAGUGUGGCUGCACUGAGCUACGCUGGCCUAUACCACCUAAAGAUCUAUUUUCCCCCCCACCCCCUCCCCAUUUUUAUGGGGCAUGGAGGUAAUGCUCCAUGCCCACCUUGAUCUAAGCCAGGGCUGUUUGACUUCUGGGUGGCGGAGGGCUGCACACUUUAUAGGUCCCCUGGGAUUCCCUGCCAUUGCCCCCCCCCAAGCCCCUUGAGGUCUUGCCUGCUUCCUGGGCCAUGCUGCCCCGGGGGCAGGGAGAAGAAGCUUGAGGAGGGAGGGGGAGCCUGGAGACUCCAGCAGCAGCAGAGCAGUGCGGGGACCAGCACCUGGACCAGGAGCCCCUGAGCGUCAAGUGAACCCCUCUCCUGCAGCCUGUGGGCUGCGAGUUGGACAGAUUUGCUCCAAGCCAUCCCAGACUGGAGGAAGGGGAAGCUCAAAUCCAAGUCUCGGGUUUCAGUGGAGGCCAAUCCAGAUCGGGGAUUUUUGGCAACUUGCAUUGGAAAGAGGCUCUGCUUUUCCUCCUCGUUUCACUGCAUAAACUGUUGGCAGGACACGGUUCCAUAGUAAUCUCAUUAUGCAGUUGGCUCGCUGUGCGGUGGGUAAUGGCUUCCAGCAAUACAUUCCCUUGGACAAUGCUUUUAGUAACAUGCUAUAGAUAAACACUGUUUUUGUCAAUGCCUGUAAAUGACUUAAUAUGUGGUGUGGAGUCCUCUGGAGACAGCGCAACCUGGAUGCCAUCCCUGGCUGAGGAUGGGAAGAGCCAGCCUCCACAUCGCCCCUUAACGGCCUUGUGCAGUAUUACUAGGUAGAGUCAGCCUCUGGUCCAUUAGCAGGAAAGGACCUGGCGGGUAUCUAGUGAGUCAGCUUGACUCUUGGCUGAGCCCGCAGGCCCUGCAGGCUCCUGUUUUGCUUGGGUCAUUUAUCCUGGUGCUGAAUCAUGCUGUCCAGUGGAGUUUGCUCUUUGGAUGUUAUCUCUGCACCCCCCUGCAUUUUAUACUGCCUGGGGGAGCAUUGUCAGCAUCAGCAGAGAUGCCCUCAGCAGACAUGGCGAGAUAGACAGCCUGGGAGAGUCCUUGGGAAGGACUGCUGGGGCUGUCUAGCUCACCCAUGCCAGAGGUGAGAUAUCUGCCCACCCUGGCAGUCUGAACUGCUUCUAUGGUUGGAGACUUCCUGCUCUGCUCCUUGUUCUGUUCGGUGAGAUUCGGGGAGAGGCCACUGGAACGAUGUGCCGUGGGUGCUGUUGCGCAGCCAGCAGUCACUGCACCGGGCACCUGAUGCAGAGGCCUGAUCUGAAGACGAGGGACGUCUUUGGGAGUCUUUUCAUUGACGACAACGAGCUGUUGUGGCUCAUUUCUAAGCGCAGCACCUCCCUAAAGGAGAGGAGAUGCUGUGGUACUGCGGGGUGAUGCCCACAGAGGUUUGAAUGGCGAUCAAUGCUCAUCCUUCUCUGAGCCACAUUUGGGGAUCUAGGAAAGUCAAGAUAAAGACUCCCAUUGACUUCUGAGGACUCGAGAUCAGGCCCCAAAGGAGCAGAAACAAGGACCAGGACUAGGGAAGGAAGCAGACUCCAUCUUUGCCUCGGGUGCCAGGGCUCUGAGGGCAAACCCUGAGGAGCAAGGCCCUUGUGCCAGAGCUCAUGACGUGAGUGGGAGCAGAAAACCAAUACCCGCGGUGGGAGCAACCCCGCGGGAACGUGAUGAUCGGGGAAGCACAUAUCUGAUGAAACCCUCCUGUACAGGUCAAAGCACAGCACUUGUAGUAGCUUGUCUGUUGUAUCACAUAGCCAGUGUAUUUAUGACGUGCACCUGUGCCGGCAGGACAAUUCGGCAGUGUGAAAGAACUACUGUAACAACUGUAACAAAGUCCAAUUAAAAGUUUCUUCUUACCAA
Messenger RNA from Alligator mississippiensis (American alligator), 11122 nucleotides. RefSeq names its product solute carrier family 6 member 17 (gene SLC6A17). The transcript is spliced from 12 exons. The coding region runs from base 351 to 2534 and encodes 727 amino acids. Lineage: Eukaryota; Metazoa; Chordata; Crocodylia; Alligatoridae. Gene Ontology annotation, biological process: alanine transport; proline transport; L-leucine transport. Gene Ontology annotation, cellular component: plasma membrane; synaptic vesicle. The record is from RefSeq and is a predicted model, not a curated record.